AUGGAUCCCCACAGCCUUCCAGCUCACGACACCCGGAGACGCCGCAACGCGCUGGCCUGCAAUACGUGUCGGAGAAGACGGACAAAAUGCGACGGCAAGAGACCCAAGUGCUCAUUCUGUGUCGAGCGUGGCAAAGACUGCUUCUACCAGGAGCCGCAAGAUCUUCCACCGUCUCCGUUGAAGGCGGAGCUCUCGAGGAUAUGGGAACAACUGGAUCACAUAGCGGCAAUAGUACAGGGCCGAAAUCCAAGGAGCUCUCCCUCCCCUAACGAGCAGCAGAGCCAUGCUCCUCUUACAGCCCCUGGUGCGCCUCAGGGGUUUCCAUUCAUGACAGUCCAGAGUGAAGCAUUCUUGAUCUUGCUUGGCCUGGAUAAAUACUUGCCUAUGCACCUUGAGCACGUGGAACGCGGAAGACAAAUUAUCAGCGCUAAACCAUCGCUGGAGAGCAUUGUGAUGGUUGACCUUGCGGAUGCGUCAGUUCUUCUGCACGCAUUCACGGAACAGAUAUAUAUCUGGUAUCCGAUUCUGCAUGCCGACUUUACCAAUGAAUUCCUCGAGGCAGUAACAUCUUGUUUCCCUUUCUCGUUGUCCUCAUGCCUGACGCUUCUCGUGUUGGCGAUUGGCUGCGUGGUGAAGUGCGAAUCUAUCGUCGACGCUCUGCAGGCACGCCCGGAGGCAGCAUACAUUCAAGCGGCCUCGGCGAUGCUCCCAUGCGUGCUUGCAGACAGUAGCCCACGAAGUGCACAGUGUCUGCUCCUGUUCUCCAUAUACCACCUAUGCUAUGCGCAGCCAUGUCAGGCCCACGAUUUCGUGGUAAUGGCUUCCCGUAAAAUGCAGAAUUAUAUGUUGAAGUGUGUAGAACGUGUUCCAGGGCGAGUAUCGAGAACCGGAGACGAUGUGCUAACAAGUGCGUCACGCAGUGAACCUGACAUUGGUAAUGAUACCACAAUCAUUGGAAACUGCUUCUGGAUAGCAUUGUUGAUCGAAAGGUAUCCAGACCUCAGGGCCAAGAAAAGCAACUUAGACAAACUGACCAUUUGUAGUGAGCUCAGAGUCCAGCUUGACUUCGUCGAUAGUGGGAUCUGGAAUAUGGCUCUCUUCGCCCCUGCCCCCACAGCCUCGAGCAUCUGGACCUGGCGGGAGCUGACCCCCUCGUUAGACUCCCCAGGAUCGUUCACUUCGAACGAGAGCGUGGAUCUCUCCCGAAGCGACGAUCUAUCAUACUUUGUCGCGGAGAUCGCGAUGCGGAAAAUGCUGCAGCGCUGCACAUGGGCGACGAGCACGCUGGCGCAGGGCAGACACGUCUACGCGCCCAUCGUCGCCGUCGAACUUGAGCGCCAAUUAGACGAAUGGCUUCAACUACUACCGGAGCCGCUAUCGUUCCGUGGCCGUGGCUCUACAUGUAUCGGAUCUCGUCCGCUGCGGAAUUCUGACUCGGCGCAGGUGGAGUUCCUGCGCGCACAGUAUUACGCAUUCAAGGCAUCUAUCUAUUGGCCGGCAGUGUACGAGGCCCUUCUAAGUAGUGAGACUGACGGUAACCUUAUUCGCCACUGUGCGAAGUUCUUUAGCAGCUAUGCCGAGUUCGUCCCUAGUGCAGCAGCAGCAGUUGCUGUCUGUAAGCCCAAUCUGUGGACACUGUGUGCAAGUGUGUUCACAUUUUCUAUGGCCACCCUGCUGGCGCUAACUGAACCGUGUCUGGCUGAAGUGGUUCCCCAGGGGGUCUACCUGGGUCUAGAAGUGGCAGUCAAUGUCUUUGACGGGCUGGCGGAGGUCAGCCCCUCAUUGGCAGAGAUGGGGGCUAUACUGAGGGAUAGGGUACGGCUGUGUAAUUCUAGUUUGCCGUAG
This is a messenger RNA of Aspergillus nidulans FGSC A4, 1845 nucleotides long. Its product is annotated as putative C6 transcription factor. Gene Ontology annotation, biological process: DNA-templated transcription; regulation of transcription by RNA polymerase II; regulation of DNA-templated transcription. The transcript has 4 exons. Lineage: Eukaryota; Fungi; Ascomycota; Eurotiomycetes; Eurotiales; Aspergillaceae. Gene Ontology annotation, cellular component: nucleus. The record is from RefSeq and is a predicted model, not a curated record. Gene Ontology annotation, molecular function: DNA binding; DNA-binding transcription factor activity, RNA polymerase II-specific; zinc ion binding. Bases 1 to 1845 code for a protein of 614 amino acids.